Molecule: messenger RNA, 1385 nt
Organism: Lipotes vexillifer (Yangtze River dolphin)
Lineage: Eukaryota; Metazoa; Chordata; Mammalia; Artiodactyla; Lipotidae
Product: gamma-aminobutyric acid receptor subunit beta-1
Exons: 5
Coding region: 20-961 (313 amino acids)
Biological process (GO): monoatomic ion transmembrane transport
Cellular component (GO): membrane
Molecular function (GO): GABA-A receptor activity; extracellular ligand-gated monoatomic ion channel activity
Source: RefSeq, a predicted model, not a curated record
CACAACCACAGCUGCGUGUAUGAUGGAUCUACGAAGAUACCCUCUGGAUGAACAAAACUGCACCCUGGAAAUUGAAAGUUAUGGCUACACCACGGAUGACAUUGAGUUUUACUGGAAUGGAGGAGAAGGAGCAGUAACAGGAGUGAAUAAAAUUGAGCUUCCUCAGUUUUCAAUUGUUGACUAUAAGAUGGUGUCCAAGAAGGUGGAGUUCACAACAGGGGCGUAUCCACGACUGUCACUAAGUUUUCGUCUAAAGAGAAACAUUGGUUACUUCAUUUUGCAAACCUACAUGCCUUCCACACUGAUUACAAUUCUGUCCUGGGUGUCGUUUUGGAUCAACUAUGAUGCCUCUGCAGCCAGAGUUGCACUAGGAAUCACCACAGUGCUGACAAUGACAACCAUCAGCACUCACCUCAGGGAGACCCUGCCAAAGAUCCCUUAUGUCAAAGCAAUUGAUAUUUACCUGAUGGGUUGCUUUGUGUUCGUGUUCCUGGCUUUGCUGGAAUAUGCCUUUGUAAAUUACAUCUUCUUUGGAAAAGGCCCUCAGAAAAAAGGAGCUGGCAAACAAGACCAGAGCGCUAAUGAGAAGAACAAACUGGAGAUGAAUAAAGUCCAGGUGGACGCCCACGGCAACAUUCUCCUCAGCACCCUGGAGAUCAGGAACGAGACGAGCGGCUCGGAAGUGCUCACGGGCGGGAGCGACCCCAAGGCCACCAUGUACUCGUACGACAGCGCCAGCAUCCAGUACCGCAAGCCGCUGAGCAGCCGCGAGGCGUACGGGCGCGCGCUGGACCGACACGGCGCCCACAGCAAGGGGCGCCUCCGCAGACGCGCCUCGCAGCUCAAAGUCAAAAUCCCCGACUUGACUGAUGUGAAUUCCAUAGACAAGUGGUCCCGAAUGUUCUUCCCCAUCACCUUUUCUCUUUUUAAUGUCGUUUAUUGGCUUUACUAUGUACACUAAGUUCGGUCCCCAUGGUUCCUAAACGACUACUUUCUUCUUCUCUUAGUUUUUAAUCCCACAGGUCCCCAGCAGCGGUACUGCUGUGCUUUUUGAGGUAAGAGAUUCAGUCAUCCAAUUGGUUUUAGGUCUUGCAUAUCAAUUUUAUUACUGCACCAUGUUUACUUCAAAAGAAAAAAAAAAAAAAAACUCUAUUUUUUUUUCCAGUCUACUGUGGUCCAGGUUACUGGCUCUUUCAGAGCUCUGUUAAUUGCCAUGUUUACAAACAAAUACACACAACGAGAGAGAAAUUAGAUAGGCAGAUCUUUAGCAGUUCUAGCCGCCCUGGAUUUGACUGAUUAUUUUUUAAGUGAAAAUGAAAAGAGGACCCAGCUCUCUGUGUGCAUGGCUUCCUGGUCAACUGUAACAAUCUCAUGCUGCCAAAAAA